ACAUUCCGCAGACCUUGGCACUCAGCGUUGUUUUAUCCAUAUAGUUUUUGUUGAUUAAUUCGCAAGUGCAGUUUCCACCCAACCCAGAGGAAAAGCUCCACAAAAGUUUGGGUUGCGUGGGUGUCGGCCCUUUACUCUUUGCCACCUUCGCCGAGGUCCCCAAGUCAAUUGCAUGACGAAACAGCCGCGGAACAGUUGCGUCGCUCUUUGAUUAGCUGAAAGCGGGAAAAAUCCAUAAAUUGAUUGGGGAAAAACGGAAGAACUCCAAUAAAAUGUUGCUGCCGACGGUCAGCGGCUCGUCCGCCGGAGGAUGCAAGUGGCGAAACUGCUGUCGUCGCGGCUGGGACAUGCUGAUGGCUCCCGUAUCCCCCAAGAACCUGAGGACCACGGCCCUGCUUACGAGUAUCUAUCAAUUGUUGAUCUCGCACUGCGCCCUAUUUUUGGUACUUCUCGGACUGGCACAUGCCGAACAGAUGUGCCAGGUCCUGGAGCUGGACAUCCUGGACCAGAAGGACAAUGGCUUCUACAACAUGUCGCCGUUCCACAACGAUCUUCGACUACAAACCGCUGCCCAAUUGGCGGCUGCCACGGAGAAUCUGCUUUAUAUAAUGGCUGGAGUGGCUGGAACCUACGCCCUGAGUGCCAUAUCCCUGUUCUUUGGGGUCUACAAGAAUAAGCCGGGGUUAAUUAUGCCCUGGCUGGUCGUAGAGUUCCUAUUGAUGGUGGGCCUCGGAGCUCUGGUUUUCAUGCUAAGAGAUACGAAAAUUGUACAACUGCUGGGUGGACAAGUGCCCUAUUUUAUCAUCUGCUAUGCCUUGAUCUGCAUGGAUUACUGCAAGUGGUAUGUGAUGCACAGCUUCUACCAGAGUUUGCGAACCAUGAACAAACUGCGCGAGAUUGCCACUGUGGCCAUACCUUGUCCAGCUCCCGGAGCAAUACCCUAUCGAUUCCAGCGUGAGCACAUGUAUUUGGGCAGCAAUGGCUAUAAGCAUAUCCUAACAGAGUCUCCCGAUGGACAGUGUUAAGUAAAUGCAGAGGAUUGGAUUUUUUGGAACUUCCCGUUCAGGUGUCUUGCUUGCAAUUUUACAACAGUUUCUGUAUUGCAAACCCGAGUGUGAUAUGGUUAUAGAAGAGAUACUAUUUUAGAUAGCCAACGGACAAGGAUCGAGGGGCAUAUUAACACAUAUAACAAACCGCAAAUAAUACGUCUAUAUCCCAAAAAGGAGAGACAGUAUCGGUUAAACGUAGCCGGUACUAUUGUUUGCCGGAAAAUACAUAAACUAUUUUUGUGUAGAACUAAAUCUAAAAGCCGCGUAAAUCGCGUGAUCCACUUGAGCACUUAAAAACAAGAUUGGCAAUGAAGAAAAGGAAUUUUAGAUAUAUAAAGAAAAUCGUUGGCAGGAUUCGAACUCGAGACUUCCGAACAGCGGGCGCGGACUCUAACCUCUGGGCUACAGAAGCAAAACCAAGGAGGAGGCUUAAGUUUGAUCCACAUCCAGGCUCUGGUUAUAAUUGGCGUUAAAAUUAAAUAGCAACGAAAAUUUAACUUUAUUAAUUUUAAACCUAAGAAAAAUGAACUAUAUAUGCCUUAAUUUCAGUAAACUGGCAAUGUACUAAGAUUUCUUGUUUUGUAGCAUAAAAAAACGUAAAAGAAAUAUCAAAUAAAAGUGCGAAGUUGUAA
Messenger RNA from Drosophila ficusphila, 1681 nucleotides. RefSeq lists its product as uncharacterized. The record is from RefSeq and is a predicted model, not a curated record. The coding region runs from base 273 to 1025 and encodes 250 amino acids. NCBI's taxonomy places the organism in Eukaryota, Metazoa, Arthropoda, Insecta, Diptera, Drosophilidae. The transcript has 4 exons.